CAGAAAGCACCGAUACGACAAUCGCGUGCCGAUCGCCAGCACGCGACGCGCGGCGGGGCCGCGGCCCGUUGUGCGGGAAUUUUUGCAGGUGCGACUGCAGCCCGUGGGAAAGAACGGCGUGCCGGUAGUGAAGGAAAACGGAAAACCCUUGAUUACGCGCGUUGAUAUCAUUCAGACCGUCGACUUUUCCUCCUCGGCAUCUUCUAGAUCGGCGGACGAGAGAUCUUCUUCAGCAGAGGACAAUCACAAUAGUUCAUCAGAAAUAAACGCGAGUUGUCCGAGCUCUGCCUCUGCAGCACCUGAAUCAGAAAUAAGACUAGACAGCCGCAUUGGUGAUGCAGCUGAGCUACAAGAUCAAGAAGAACUGCAUGCAGGAGCAGCAGGGGCCCCAUCAGCUGCGCCGAACGACAUUGCGGAGGACGAUUGUGUUCGGCAGAAUCCUGGUUCAUUUAACGUGCGUUCACGAGACGGAGAACAUGUAGCAAACAAAAAUCCACGUGAAGCGCAACUUCGGUCAGCAUCCGUUGCCAAAAACUACUCCAGACCGAUUCGAUCAGUACCUGCUCCGGCACCGGUGUGUCCGUCUGCAAGACUUGGCGCCGGGCCGGCCCACCUGCUUCCUGACUCUACCGCAACCAACAUGGAAGAACAAUUAACGCCAUCUUGUGACACUGACACCGGCGUCCACCAGCGAGCAAAACAAGACGAGGGCGGCCAACUAGAUGAACAAGCAGCGACCACAAUCAAUGAUGAACCCCCUGCCACAUCACCACGCAUCACGGAGGUUAAAGAAGUCAAGUGCAGCACCUUUUUCUCGUCCUGCGGCAAGUUAUGAAAGCCUCAGGUUGGGAAUCCUCAAAGUGAAAAUAAUUUGUAAUGCAAAAAAGCGACUCCAGUUGGAGCACCAUUUAUAGUCGGCGCAUGACAAAUUUCCCGGGCACUCAAAACGUGUCUGUCAUGCUAGUUAUGCAAAAGGGUGCCCUCCUCUCAUGCUAAUCAGGAGCCCAAUUCUGAACCCGUAGAAGCACAAUAGUCCGCCUCCAUUGCGUUCUCUGCAAUACAGUCUUUUUGGUGUCGCAUUUCAUGCAUCACAAAUUAUUUCCACUUUGAGGAUUUCCAUUCUGAGGGCGUCAUACAAGUCGAAAAUUUCCGACCGAGAAGUGAGGUCCAGAUUGACGAAGAACCAGGCGAAGGCCUACCCGCUGCUCGAAUAUCAAAUGUAAAAAUGUCUGGGUCUGGAAGAAUGCAUGUUUGUGAUGCUUGUCUGGCAUGAAUCUUAAAUCUGUCAUGCACGUUGCCCAAGAGCCGCAUUUUUCUGUCAUGCGGAGACGCAGUUUGUCAUGCAGAAUAGGCAACACCUACAAGCUCAGAAAUUUGUCAUGCUGAGCCAGCACUUGUGGCCCCCUCAUGCUACGCCACUCAGCAUCACAAGUUUCCAGACCCAGACAUUUUUGCAGUUCAUAUCGAGGAGAACGGGGCAAUCAUUCGCGUGCCGAAAAAGCUGCAACAGUGUCCGCGGAAGAAAAAGGACACCCAGAAGUUGUUCGAGCACCUAUCAACCGAUGUCGUGCCACCACAACAGGUCUCCGUCAUCAAGCUGAGGCCGAAAGUUGCCGCGGCGAAGCGGAGCUUUACCACGUCGGCUAGGGUAGAAGGCGCUGUGACCGCGGAUUUUCUGCCCGCGAUGAAAGAAGCCCCGCGGGCAGACAAAGCAAGUAUUAAAGAGGUUGGUGGCCAAACUACGUUUGAUGAAAGUGAGAAUUCUACCGCGACGCAUGAGAGUGCUCUUCACAACGAUAAGAAGCUGAUGCAGAAGGAGCUUACUAGUUUUGAUAGCGGAGCAGGAGGCUCGACGACGGGAGCUCCUCCAGGUGCAGGCGGUAUUAAGCGAGGAGGCAGACAAGAUCGCCUGGCAAGAACAAGCGUCAAUCUCAAUGCUGAAGAUGUUGAAUGCGGUUUCCGUUCCGAUUGUUCUUCAGCCAAAGUAGAGGACGAGCAGCGGCCGACCACGUCGGACCGAAACAGCCUAUCUCAUGAUCUGUGCGACGAGCCUACCCUAGACGAUCUACACGCGUGGUUAGCCAAGGAGAAGUUUGCACACGAUGCGUGUGAUCCAAUGGCUUCCAGAAGUCGGACGGCCAGCGGUAGUUCCUGGAGCUAUUCGACUACCGAUUCUGAUGCUGAUGACCAUGUUGAAGUUGACCUUGCUUCACGUACAAAAAAGGAGAAACUCGACAACUCACCGCCAUCAGCAGCAACGAUGAAGAAUAAAAACAGAAACUGCCACAGAAAAACUACCACUACACCACAGCACCCGACAAGAUCGUGUAACCGUUGGCGCUACACAUCUCCCUUAGUGAAGAACGUAGCGGCGCUGUGCGCACUGAAUCGACUCUCUUCUUGCCUCCAAAAUUUGCACUUGAGUAGUACAACUACUAGCGGUGACCACAGUUCUACUACUUCAUCAUCCUUGUCGAAUCACUUUCGGCCAUCUUCUGGUGAUUGGAGGGGAUCGAGUUCAUCGACUUCGGCUGUUCAUCUGCCCGACGACAGUGGAGCAGGCGGCGGUGGCUCCGCUGCGUUACCAGCGCAAUGGCAGCACCAGGCCGCAUUACAGCUUACCAAUUUGGCCCCGAGAACGUCUCCUAGUGCCACGGGUAGUUGUUGUUUUCUUACCUACAAUUGGAAUGGCCCCUCUUCCACCAUCUGGCGAGCCGAAAACAGUUUCGUGGGUGGAUCACCAAAGCUGGAACUCCUGAUGAGAACGCGAUCUGGAAGAACUCGCUCUGGGGUACUAACAGGCGAGAACGCGCGAAGAACAUCCGGGGUCCUCGCAGCUUCACUUCCGCCGAAGCCGCGCCCUGGGUUGUUGCAGCAGGCGUUGCAACGCUCACUAGCUAGAAUUAAAAAGUAGACUGAGUUCACCUUCAGCACGUAUAAUAAUUUAGCAUCGCUCAGCACUCAUAGAUUUUGAUUUUUUGUCAAUAUUAGAGACUCAUUUACAUUUUCUCGAGGAGCAGAGCAAGUAUCGCAAUUAACAUUCUUCAGUAAACGCUCUCAUAGUGAUGUAUCUGAGUAGUUUCUACUUUAGGCUUUUUCAUCCAUGACCUGCAUUCAAUUAAGGGUGAAGGCGAAAGGAAGGACGUUUCUUCUUUUCACCUACGGUACGUUUUUAUGUUUCCUCACCAAUUAAUGUCUACAUCCACAUCUACUUGUCUUGUCACGUCGUCUGUUCGAAACCAGUUUGAAAAUGUUAAAUCUGAAUGGGAGAACACGUUGCUCGUGAUCAUAUACGAGAAAGAUCUCAAAAAGUAGAUGGCACCAGAAUCGGAUGAAU
Amoebophrya sp. A120 is the source of this 3337-nucleotide messenger RNA. The record is from the annotation of a GenBank genome assembly. NCBI's taxonomy places the organism in Eukaryota, Dinophyceae, Syndiniales, Amoebophryaceae.